AUGGUCGGCACUAAACCAAACGCCUAUCUUACCGAAGAAGCCCGUCUCGAAGCUCAGCGCCGCAUGCUAGCAGAGCGCUAUGGCCUUCUUUCCGAUGACUCGGACGACGGUGAGACCCCAAUUGCAGGAGACCAAGACGACGACUACCCAGUCAACGGCAUUACCAACGGAGACACAACUCACUCCGACGGUCAGGAUGUAAACGGCGCCGACUCGGAUCCAACACAUGACUUAUCCGCCUCUGGCGACGGUCCAGCACCGUCCGAUGCCGCAACCUUGGGCGAAGGGUCGAGUAUUCAUGGAAGCGACUUUGCGAUUGAAAUGUCACAGGAUGGCCUUAACAAUGAACGCCUCAGCACCUCCCUCUCCGACCAAACCCUUUCCAACCAAUCACUCGCCAGACCAUCCCGCACAGAAGGUGAUAGAGCUCCAGGGUGGCCUGGCGUCCACGUAGUUGUAGACGCACCGCAAGGGAAGAGAAUUGCAGCAGACUUCCAAUACAACCUUUCCUCAAACAAAGAUGAAGUCUCGAAGAGAGACUUGCGCGUCAGUCAGAUUGCAGUGUACAAUUCCCAGUAUCUCGACAAGCACGAUCGCAAGAUCGCAGUCAACGAUCACAUUAUUACGUAUGCUGUCGGCGGCCACAUUCGCGCUAUUCUCCGAAGCUCCACUGUUCGUGCACUGUUGAAGGGGCAUCAAUCUACUGUCGCUGAUGUUGAAUUUCUUUACGCUCAAGAGAAAGCAGUAGACCCGAACUCCGGCGGCGGUAUCUCUAUCCUCGGAUCAGUAGCUGAUGACGGCUCUGUCUAUGUCUGGAAGCUUGUAAGAAGCUCCAAAAGCGAUGAAGAAACCCUUGAAGUGGCCGAUGCGAUUCGGUUUGAACAUCCAGACAUUAACGAUGGCCGCUGCUAUCGAAGAAUAGCUUUCCGACCAGGGCCAAACUCAAUUAUUGCCGAGAAUGGGGUUGGAGUUGCAAUGAUUUUAUUGGAUGGAAGUUCUGCAGACGUGCGCGUCGUUGAACUCGUCAAGAUGAACGACAAGAUGAUGGUUCGAGACAAGUUCUUGAAGUCACACAAAGAGCUAGAUGGCAUCAAAGACAUUGAAGAACCUGCCCCAGUGGAUUCUGCGGCCUGGCUGUCUGAAAGAGUGAUCGUCACAUCCCGAGGCGGCAAGGUUUUCCUGUGGAAUGCAGACAGCACCCUUUCGUCAUGCAUUGCACGGUUGCCACGAGACAAAACUUCAAAAAUCUCAUCGAUCUAUUCCCUGAACCAAGAUACUUUGUUGUUGGUUGUUGAGGGAGGGAGAGAGCUAGAAGUUUGGGUUGUAGCGGGCUUGGCAGCGAAGGAAGUUUCCAUAUCUAUUGAACUGCGUCAAUCCAUUCGGCUUUUCGGAGAUGACCUGACAGACCUGUAUACCGUGGCAUCUGUGGACCCACAUGAGCAGCUUGUCAUGCUCUCAAACGUGAAGGGACACUCAUUUUUCGUUCUUCAUUUCAACCUUGAGGCUCAUGCGUUUGAUGCGAUCAGUGAAGUCCCCGUGAAGCAAGCCAUUCUAUCUCUCUGUAUGACUCGAAACAAGCGCACUCCCUCUAAUACGAUAGGUGGACAGGUCUUGGAUUCAGACCCUGUCGAGGAGCUCGGAGUGUGGUGCGUUCAACCACGUGGUAUCCAAUUAAUUCAUUUGCCCGUGAAGGACUGUGGUCCCAGGACUCUGGUUGAGCCAGAGGUUUAUCCGAAGUCGAUGCAAAGUUCGGUCAUAAGAAAACCGGAUAGAAUGAUUCCGAAAUCAGAAGUGCCGACUGUGUUACAACCGUCCUCGUCCGUACCCCGAGACAAUUAUGGGGAAGGACUUCCACCAAGCCAAACUGUAACUCCUAGACGGGCAGCGAGCGCAUCGUUCGAAAAAAGGUCUGCUCGUGGAGGGGGAACACAAAGCUCGGUGGACGGCGUGCGGCAACACUCUCGGAGUACGCCUCAAAGUCCCGUGGGCACACCACGGCUUCCUCAAGGAAGUGAAAGCACGAACAAGCCUGACUUGGGAAAACCGAGCCAACCACCCCCAAUACCUUCAGUACCCCCUCAGCACAUUCCAGAGCCGGUUGCACCAGUCGAACCAGUCGUGAAUGCGAAUGAUAUUGCGGAUAGCAUUUUAGAGGCCGCCAAGAAGACUCUAACGGCCUUCGACGAGGGGGCAGUGCAGAGAAACACUGCUGACAAGGCGAAAAUGGAUCGUCUUAUUGAAUCUGUAACAGAAACUGCGAAGACCAACCUCGAACGGUUUGUGUAUUCUUCCAUGAAAAAGAUUUUGGCUGAAACGCUGAUUCCCGGGAUGUCCAAAAUUAUUGCCGACAUGCGAGUGUCGAUGAAGGAGAACGCGAAGAAGGACCACAAAGUGUCGAUAGACUAUUUUGAUCAGGCUCUUGAGAAGUCAAGCAUCAAUUCAUCGUUUACAAACGCUUGCCAAGAAAUGGAGAGGCAAGUUGCGUCGUCAGUAACUCAGUCCAUGGCUUCUAAGUAUGAUGCGAUGGUCACACCAGUACUGAGCGGGGUGAGCGAGGCGACAGAGGACUUAACAGCAAGCGUACUGCUGCUGCGGAAGCAAAUAGGGGAAAUGCAAUCCGGGGGAGCACAAGGAGUGACGGAGAUCGGAAUUGAGGAGAUUAAGAAGACGAUCGAAGAAGAAAUUCAACGAGGGAACAUUGAUGGCGCCUUCCAAACGGCACUAGAUAAGGCAGAUCUGGCACUUGUAACAUGGCUUUGCAAGAAGUUUGAAGUAGGAAGUUUCUUCGAGACACACACACUGUCACAGGAUACACAGAUCUCGUUGGCGCAACAGCUUGGGCACGGUCUGUUGGACGGAGAAGUAGAAUUGAAGGUAGAGUGGCUUCGAGAGUUGAUGCUGGUAUUAGAACCAGAAGCUGAGGAGUUCGAUGCUAUCGUGGUAGAGACGCUCAAGCAACUGACCGAAAACGUGAACCAACUUCGCCGAGACAAGGCGACUCUGGGCCAGCACGAUGGACUAGAGAAGAACCUGAAAACUUUAAGCAGGCUGAUUGCAUCACAGAUCCCCGGCAACUAG
Molecule: messenger RNA, 3078 nt
Organism: Chondrus crispus (carragheen)
Lineage: Eukaryota; Rhodophyta; Florideophyceae; Gigartinales; Gigartinaceae
Exons: 1
Coding region: 1-3078 (1025 amino acids)
Biological process (GO): deadenylation-independent decapping of nuclear-transcribed mRNA
Cellular component (GO): P-body
Molecular function (GO): protein binding
Source: RefSeq, a predicted model, not a curated record